Sphaeroforma arctica JP610 is the source of this 627-nucleotide messenger RNA. RefSeq lists its product as hypothetical. The transcript has 2 exons. The record is from RefSeq and is a predicted model, not a curated record. NCBI's taxonomy places the organism in Eukaryota, Ichthyosporea, Ichthyophonida. Bases 1 to 627 code for a protein of 208 amino acids.
AUGAAGGGGGUUGGUUGGCUCCACACUAUUAUCCUCGCUAUCAAAGGAAAAGAGAAAGACGAUGAUUAUCGUUUGUUUCAAGCAUACGUUGGGCUUAAUAAGUGGAGUAUUUGCGACCAACCAAAUAUGCCCAGUGAGGAGCACUUGCGCCGACACAUAUGCAAUGUUUGGCGGUGCACGGUCACUGAUAACGCGAAUGGGUUCAAUCAGUGUACCAUAGAUGGGGAGGACCGCCACAAAACUAGGUUACUCUCCAGGGAUGUCCAGGUAUACGAACGCAUCGAUGCGGGGUAUGGCCUUGUUGUUGUCCCGGCCCAGUAUACUCAACGCAACGAAUAUAUUUUCUGGGACGUCGAGGGUUUCUUAUCGAAUGUGGACGGCGACGCUACGUGUACUUUCAAGAUGAUUGAUCAGGAGGAUGGUAGUGCAGCGACCAGCCGGUUACCUAAACGACAUCGUAGCGAUGAUUCCUUGCGGAUGGACCGUUCUGAGGAUAGGUUCCAACGUCGCCAGCCCAGGCAUGAGGAGUUGCAUGCAUACCCGGAUACUUCUGAUGUUGCCAUAGGUGGAGUGGUCUCCGGUAGAGUUUUUGCGUUUGGAGGAGAGGAUUGCUGGAUAGAAAGCUGA